Messenger RNA from Zingiber officinale, 2328 nucleotides. Its product is annotated as calcium-dependent protein kinase 2-like. The coding region runs from base 385 to 2034 and encodes 549 amino acids. Gene Ontology annotation, cellular component: nucleus; cytoplasm. Gene Ontology annotation, biological process: intracellular signal transduction; peptidyl-serine phosphorylation; protein autophosphorylation. Lineage: Eukaryota; Viridiplantae; Streptophyta; Magnoliopsida; Zingiberales; Zingiberaceae. Gene Ontology annotation, molecular function: calmodulin binding; calcium/calmodulin-dependent protein kinase activity; calcium ion binding. The transcript has 9 exons. The record is from RefSeq and is a predicted model, not a curated record.
UUUAAACAAAUCAGCGAAAUAAAACCAAAUAUAUUUUCGAUUCAGAUGGAUAUUUCUUCCUUGCGCUUUCUUCUUCCCAAGCGAACUGAACAGAGGGCAAAACCUUUCAGCCUCUGACGACGGAUUCUCGGAUCUCUGCAAGGAGCAGAAUUUAGGAAAGAAACGGGGAGAAAAGAUUGCUCGGAAGCAGCAGGAAAACUCGAUUCAGGCAAGCGGUUAUUUUAUCUCAUCCCUGUCCCUGAUUCAUCUAUCUCUCGCUUCGAGAUUGAUUCGUGAGGCAAGCGCAAUCACUUGACAAGGUGGUUUUGGCGUCUGAAUCUUGCUGUUCGAGUUCAAAAGGCUGGAUCUUGACGACAAACAGCUUCUAUUGAGAUCUUGAGAUAGAUGGGCAAGUGUUUUAGCAAAAACACCGGCAGGCCGCACGGCGAUGGCAGUGGAAGAACCAAUGGCCGCUCACGGCAAAAGCCAACACCACCGUCCUAUCAACCUCAGCAGCGGCAAGAACCGAAGCAGACUGCCAUGGCAGCACCUCCACAGACCCAAUACAGCAGCCAUUCACAGCAGCAGCAACAAUCACAUCCCCGGCCGCAAACGGUGACCCAACACACUCCCUCGCCCAUCCUGAAACCCCCUUUGACCGUCCAUGACACCAUCCUUGGAAUGCCAUUUGAGGAUGUCAGGUCCUUGUACACGCUGGGGAAGGAGCUCGGCCGUGGCCAGUUCGGAGUGACAUACCUCUGCACCGAGAAAGCCACCGGCGUCCGGUACGCCUGCAAGUCCAUCUCCAAAAGGAAGCUAUCCAACAAGGGUGACCGGGAGGACAUCAAGAGGGAGAUAGAGAUUAUGCAGCACCUCACUGGGCAGCCAAACAUAGUGGAGUUCAAAGGAGCAUAUGAGGAUAGAGAUUCUGUGCACCUUGUCAUGGAGCUGUGCUCAGGAGGGGAGCUAUUUGACAGGAUCAUAGCCAAGGGGCAAUAUUCUGAGAGGGCUGCUGCAACUCUCUGUAGGGCAAUUGUCAAUGUGGUGAACAUUUGCCAUUUCAUGGGGGUGAUGCAUAGGGACCUUAAACCAGAGAACUUCUUGCUGGCUACCAAGGAUGAAAAUGCGAUGCUAAAGGCUACUGAUUUUGGGCUCUCCGUUUACAUUGAGGAAGGGAAACAAUUGAGGGACAUAGUGGGUAGUGCAUAUUAUGUUGCUCCUGAAGUUCUAAGGCGUAGUUACGGCAAAGAGGCAGAUAUUUGGAGCGCUGGAGUUAUACUGUACAUCCUUCUGAGUGGUGUGCCACCAUUCUGGGCUGAAACAGAUAAAGCAAUAUUUACUACCAUCCUACAAGGGCAUAUCGACUUCCAAAGUGAACCUUGGCCUUCAAUAUCAUACAGCGCUAAAGACCUUGUGAGGAGAAUGCUGACACAGGACCCUAAGAAAAGAAUUACCGCAGCAGAAAUCCUUGAACAUCCAUGGCUCAGAGAUGGAGAGGCAUCAAAUAAACCCAUUGACAGUGCAGUUCUCACAAGGAUGAAACAAUUCAGAGCAAUGAACAAGCUCAAGAAGUUGGCGUUAAAGGUCAUAGCUGAAAAUCUUUCUGAAGAAGAGAUCAAAGGGCUGAAACAGAUGUUCACUAAUAUGGAUACUGAUAACAGUGGCACUAUAACAUAUGAAGAACUGAAAAGCGGGUUAGCUCGGCUUGGUUCUAAGCUAUCUGAAGCUGAAGUAAAGCAGCUAAUGGAUGCCGCUGAUGUGGAUGGAAAUGGUUCUAUUGAUUACAUUGAGUUCAUAACCGCCACAAUGCACAGACACAAACUAGAAAGAGAUGAACAUUUAUACAGAGCUUUUCAGUAUUUCGAUAAGGACAGCAGUGGGUUUAUCACUAGAGAUGAGUUGGAAUCAGCCAUGCAGGAGCAUGGAAUGGGCGAUCUUGCAACCAUCAAGGAAAUUAUAAUGGAAGUCGACACUGACAAUGAUGGAAGAAUCAAUUACGAAGAGUUCUGUGCCAUGAUGAGAAGUGGAAUUCAGCAGCCAGGAAAGCUCUUUUAGGUCUUCACGACAAAUAUUAAGUUGCCGAUAUGACAUCGACCAUGAUCUCUAGUUCAGAGAUCAAGCCUCGCAUUAUUAAGGAACACAUGAGUUCAUACAUUGUCGUUGAUGAUAAAAUCACAUCCAUGUCAGUCAUCUACAUCAGUGUUUUUGCUAGAAGAGAUUUACAAAGGUAGAGAGUUAAAUUAUUGUAUGCUUAAAUAAUUGCCAAGACAUACCAUGCUUGUGAUCUGUGUAUUAUUAAGCUUGUAAAAUGUUUUAAAUUAUAUGAAACUUUAGUUUCACUUUUAUAGA